Phragmites australis (common reed) is the source of this 1840-nucleotide messenger RNA. RefSeq names its product BTB/POZ domain and ankyrin repeat-containing protein NH5.2-like. Gene Ontology annotation, biological process: plant organ development. The record is from RefSeq and is a predicted model, not a curated record. NCBI's taxonomy places the organism in Eukaryota, Viridiplantae, Streptophyta, Magnoliopsida, Poales, Poaceae. The transcript is spliced from 2 exons. Gene Ontology annotation, molecular function: protein binding. Bases 180 to 1592 code for a protein of 470 amino acids.
CCUUUUCAUCCUCUUCCUCCACAGUUGCUCGGCCGCUGUGCUCCCCUCCUUUGUUGCUUGCUUUCCCCUUCCUCGGUCGCCAAAUCUCUCCAAAUUCGCGCCUUGUCUCUCCAGAAAAGCUGGGCCAAUUCGCCCGGCCCGUGCCUUUACCUCCGAGCUAACGACCUGCACAUGAGAUCAUGAGCUCCGAGGACUCGCUCAAGUCCCUCUCGCUGGACUACCUCAACCUGCUCAUCAACGGCCAGGCCUUCAGCGACGUCGCCUUCAGCGUCGAGGGCCGCCUCGUCCACGCCCACCGCUGCGUCCUCGCCGCGCGCAGCCUCUUCUUUCGCAAGCUCUUCUGCGGCCUCGACCCAAACUACCAGCCGCCGCCUCCCCACUUGAGCCCAGGCGCCCGUGCCGCGGGAGCGGCGCCGGAGCUGGUCAUCCCCGUCAGCUCGAUCCGGUACGAGGUCCUGGUGCUGGUGCUGCAGUUCCUCUACAGCGGGCAGGCGUCAGUGUCGGCGCCUAAGAGCGGGCCGCUGCCAGGGUGCGGCGACCGCGGGUGCUGGCACACCCAGUGCGGCGCGGCCGUAGACCUCGCUCUCGACACGCUCGCCGCCGCGCGCUCCUUCGGCGUCGAGCAGCUCGCAGUGCUGGUCCAGAAGCAGAUGGAGAGUAUGGUGAAGGAGGCGUCCGUCGACGACGUGAUGAAGGUCCUCAUGGCGUCGCGCAAGUUCGAGAUGCAGGAGCUCUGGGUCACUUGCUCCCACCUCGUGGCGCGCUCGGGUCUCUCCACCGAUCUCCUCGCCAAGCACCUCCCGAUCGAUGUGGUCGCCAAGAUCGAGGAGAUCCGCUCCAAGUCCCCGGUCGCCGCGGCGAGCACGCCUCGCUCGCCGUUCCUGACUCACCACUACCUCCCCAUCAACGGGCCAUCCUCCGCGGCGGACCGCGACCACAAGAUCCGGCGCAUGCGGCGGGCCCUCGACAUGGCCGACAUUGAGCUCGUUAAGCUGAUGGUCAUGGGCGAGGGUCUCGACCUCGACGACGCGCUCGCCGUACACUACGCCGUCCAGAACUGCAACCGCGACGUCGUCAAGGGACUCCUCGAGCUCGGCGCGGCCGACGUCAAUUCCUGCGCCGGCCCGACGGGGAAGACCCCCCUGCACCUGGCGGCCGAUAUGGUUUCCCCCGAUAUGGUGUCCGUCCUCCUCGACCACCACGCGGACCCCAACUCCCGGACGCUCGACGGCGCCACUCCGCUCGACGUGCUCCGCAGCCUCACCUCCGAGUUCCUCUUCAAGGGCGCGGUGCCGGGGCCCACGCACAUCGAGCCUAACAAGCUUAGGCUGUGCCUCGAGCUCGUGCAGUCAGCGGUGAUGGUGACCACGCGCGACGAGGGCGCGCCCGCUAGUGGCGACGCGGCCGGGGGAAGCGACAGCGGCAAUUUCCCAAGGAGCGACGCCGACGACAGCUUGGUGAGCCUGACAAUGAACUCAACGCUCAUGUACCAGGGCCAGGAGAUGGCGGCAGCGAUCGCCGGAGAUGCAAGGAAAGGGAAUGGCGGCCGAGGGAGCCCGUCCAACUUGUUCUUCCCCAAUGGCUUCCCAUAAGUAUUCCUUAUCUAGCAUUGCCUUUUACAUAUCCAUUGAUCUUUCUCUAGCUCUGCUUUGUGAGGUCAUUGUUGAGAUGGUGUAGCUGCUAGCAACUAUUUGACUAGGAGAUUUGAGCAAGAAUUUCAUGGUAUUUGAUGUGGAGUGUUCGAUCUUUGCAUGAUUGAUCGAUUGGGCAGCAACUGUUGCUUUGUUCAAAUCCCUAACUAUUCACUGUGAUGAAUCUUGUAAUGUGGUUCAAUUCAAUC